Messenger RNA from Cryptotermes secundus, 10819 nucleotides. RefSeq names its product leucine-rich repeat-containing G-protein coupled receptor 5 (gene rk). NCBI's taxonomy places the organism in Eukaryota, Metazoa, Arthropoda, Insecta, Blattodea, Kalotermitidae. The coding region runs from base 179 to 4162 and encodes 1327 amino acids. The transcript is spliced from 17 exons. Gene Ontology annotation, molecular function: protein-hormone receptor activity; G protein-coupled receptor activity; protein binding. Gene Ontology annotation, cellular component: membrane. The record is from RefSeq and is a predicted model, not a curated record. Gene Ontology annotation, biological process: G protein-coupled receptor signaling pathway.
GAUAACUAGAGUUACCCAGCGCGAAGGGUGGGGGGAGAGAGGCAUACCACCUCGAACUGUCCGAUGGUGAGUGAGUUGCAAAGAGUGGAACGAGGCCGCUGAGAAAGCUCGCGGCCAGCGCCGGCCGUGGGUACCUCCAAAGCGGGCGACUGACGACACGAAACUUGGAGACCACAGUAUGAAGUUUCUGGUGGAGCCUCGACAGCGGAGGAACAGAAUUAUUGUGGCUGUAGUGACAAUCGUACUUGUCUUCAGCAUGUGUGACAGUUUGACAGCAAACCUGCAGCAGCAGCAGCAGGUGGUGGGGACUGAAGCAACGACCGAUGUGUCACCAGCGGCAAUUGCGUCUUUGUCUUAUUAUUGUUCGUAUGACACAUGUCAGUGCAGUGCGGAUAUGAGAGAACUGACCUGCAGAGGUGUAUCAUUCACACGGGUACCAACUCCGCUACCAACAACGCUUGUCAAACUGGACUUGGCCAGUAACAACAUUACGGAGUUAACGGAGACUUCAUUGUCGGAACUUUCCAACCUGGAGGAACUGAUUCUCUCCGAUAACGCCCUGGAGCGCAUCCAUCCAGAGGUUUUCGCCAACAACAAGAAUCUGAAAAGACUGUCCCUGCAGAACUGUGGCCUGAGAGACGUUCCCGCCCACACGCUGCACUCCCUACAUCGCCUCACGUCCCUGAAUUUGGACCAGAACUCGAUAGAGACGAUUGAUCCUUCCACUUUCAAGGGACUUCGUGUUCUGAGGAACCUCCGAUUGGACAGCAACAAACUGAGUGGCGUCCCGACGCAAGCCUUGGCGCCCCUGAGAGUGCUGGAAAUACUGAACUUGGGAAACAACCUGCUGACGUCACUCCCGAUGGCUGGCUUCCCCCAUCUCCCGAACCUACUAAUCUUGUUACUGAAGAGAAACCAGAUCUCUAGUAUUGAUGAUGACGCCUUUAUGAACCUAACUUCACUCAGAACCUUGGAACUGGACGACAACUUACUAACUCACAUUCCAUCGGCCCUAACGAAACUUACGUUGCUGCAGGACCUAUCCCUGUCCGGGAAUCGAAUUAAGUACAUCCCCAGUGGAAUCCUGCAGCAGGCUUCAGGGUUGACGCUGCUCGAACUCAAAGGGAACCCCUUGAUGGGCGUCCACCCACAUGCCUUCUCGUCCCUUCCCAGCCUACGCAAACUAAUCCUGUCUGACGCACGGGAACUGGAUGUCUUUCCUAGUCUCAAUGGUACUGCAGCCCUUGAGGUCCUGAGGUUGGACCGCGCAAGUCUCAGCACCGUGCCGACAUCGCUGUGCAGGACAUGCCCUCGCCUCAAGAGUCUGGACAUGAAAUCGAACAAGUUGACCAAAGUUCCUGAGCUGGGCGGCUGCAAGGAUCUCAGGGUGCUGGAUUUGGCCAGUAAUCAGAUUGAUAGCCUGGAAGGAAAUCUAUUUAAGGGUCUGUCAUUACUGCACGAUCUCCUCCUGUGCAACAAUGCCAUACGGACAGUGCCAGAAGAUGCUUUUCAUGGUCUCCCUGCUCUCCAGCUGCUGGAUCUGGAGAACAAUGGGAUUCAGAAAAUUCAUCCGGAAGCAUUCGUGCCCCUUACACAGAUUGAGGACCUGAACUUGGGCAACAAUCUGUUCCCAGUGCUGCCCUCACGAGGUCUUAAUGGACUGCUACACCUCAAGACGUUCAACAACCCCAACUUGCGCGAGUUUCCAUCACCAGAACAUUUCCCGCGUAUCCAGAGCCUCGUGCUGUCAUAUGCUUACCAUUGCUGUGCAUUUCUACCCCUCAUUCCUGCAGAACCUCCCCCUCGGGCCAACUUACAUGAGGCUGUACUCUUCCCCAGCAACAACGAAUUCGAUAUGUCCCUCUGGAACUCCAGCCUCACUGAUGUCUGGCCCCAGCUCCAGAACCUGACACAAAAGUUUGGGACCCAAAUCAACGAUAUGUGGGACAACUUUGGGUCUGACUUCACAUACCCAGGGAACUUGCCAGCAUAUGUUGAGGAAUACUUCGAGGAUCAGGAGAAUGCCAAGCUAGCAGGAAGUGAACUGCCACCUGGGAAGAUUGCCUGUCUGCCACUUCCGGGUCCAUUCCUGCCCUGCCAGGAUCUGUUUGACUGGUGGACACUGCGCUGUGGCGUUUGGAUUGUGUUCCUGCUUGCCAUGCUGGGUAAUGGCACAGUUGUUUUCGUACUCAUCUUCUCACGUAGCAAGAUGGAUGUGCCCCGCUUCCUGGUCUGCAAUCUAGCAGCUGCAGAUUUCUUCAUGGGAGUGUACUUAGGAUUCCUGGCGGUGGUUGAUGCCUCCACACUAGGAGAGUUCCGGAUGUAUGCCAUCCCAUGGCAGAUGUCUGUGGGCUGCCAACUGGCCGGCUUUCUGGGUGUGCUUAGCUCAGAGCUGUCAGUGUACACACUGGCAGUUAUCACUCUGGAGCGGAAUUACGCCAUCACGCACGCCAUGCAUCUCAACAAACGGCUGUCUCUCAAACAUGCGAGCUACAUAAUGGCUUGUGGCUGGAGUUUCGCUCUCUCCAUGGCUCUUCUCCCUCUCUUUGGUAUCUCUGAUUACCGCAAGUUUGCCAUAUGCCUCCCUUUCGAGACAACAACAGGUCCAGCUAGCCUCAUGUACGUUGUGUUUCUUAUGUUCAUCAAUGGUGUUGCCUUCCUCAUCCUUAUGGGCUGUUACCUGAAGAUGUACUGUGCCAUUCGGGGCUCUCAGGCAUGGAACUCCAACGAUUCCAGAAUAGCUAAGCGAAUGGCCCUACUCGUCUUUACAGACUUCAUUUGUUGGUCACCGAUUGCAUUCUUCUCCCUUACAGCAGCAUUUGGGCUGCAGCUCAUCUCUCUAGAACAGGCCAAAGUGUUCACCGUGUUUAUCCUGCCUCUCAAUUCAUGUUGCAACCCGUUUCUAUAUGCCAUCUUAACCAAACAAUUCAAGAAGGACUGUGUACUCAUCUGCAAGGCAAUAGAGGAGUCCCGAGUGACGAGAGGUAUAGGAAGGUGUCGUCAUAGUUCCAACUUCAGUAACCGCCAGACACCAGCCAAUACCAACAGUCUGGUAGACAGGUCGUCACGGGAGCAGCAACAUGCACACCCACAUCACACGCAGACCUGUACCUGCAACACCAAGUUGCUGAAUGAUGGUAACACCACAGCUUCCAGGAGUCGCCGACAGCAAGGCGUGUCUCCCCGCCAGUGGCUGCUACUGUGCUUCAACAGAAACAGAGAGAAUCGACACAGAGCUCGGUCAGAUCAAUAUGCAUACCAGAUUGCAGAGAUUCAGCAGAAGCAACACAAGCGAGCUUCCUCAGUGUCAUCCAGCGAGAACUUCAGUUCCUCAAGAUCAGACUCAUGGCGUCAGAAUCACCAUCACUGCGGUAUACCUCUCCGUCUCCUCGACCCCAAGCGAAGAGGAUCAUCAUGGCUUGUCACCAGAAAAACUUCUCAAGACUCAAACCUGUCAAGUUCCAGGAAUGAUUCUUCGGGAUCAGCAACAACAGCGAGUACCAGCACAUGGAGGAUGUCUCGCUCAAGUGCCUCCAGUGAUAUGCGGACCACAGUGGUAUCAGUUCCUGCAGAAACUAAUAAUACCAGAUCUCGGUCCAAGCCACGCCUCACAAGGCAAAGUGCCAUCGUCCAAGAUGAUUCUGACCCACCUGGUUCUCCUGGACGCCUCACAGUUAGGUUCCUAACGACAAUACCGUCAGCUGCUGAAACAAGCGUUCAGCAAGACGAGGAACCGGACAGUCCUAGUGGUUGUACAGCUGCCGUUCUUCAUACAACAGAGGUCUCUAGCCAUUCACAGCCAUAUUAUGCCAUCCUUCACACCACCUCAUCCCCACAGGGGAGUCCCUCUGGGGGCAGUCCUGCUCUCCAACAUAUAACAAUACACACGAGUCCACAAACAACACUAGAUACAGGGCUCCCACGGCGCCUAUCCCGCAGUGGCUUGUCCCCACCUCAUUUACCUUUCCUAGCCUCCAGUCAUCGCCAGCAACCCACCACCUCUCAGAGUUCACCACAGCUCAGCUCUCUGUUCUCAGAAAUUCCAAUCAGCAGUGCUGAGCACCAAACUAGUCAACCCCCUUCGCCUGCAGUCUCCACUCCCCCACGACAGCAAACCCCAUCACCCAGUCAGCAGCAAGCAAUGCACCAAGACAAUACAUGAUUUUGUGUGCCAACUCUGUGAGAAUUGUCUCUCAUCUCCUGGCUUUUGCCUAGGGUUAUGUUCUCGUCACCUCAUAAUGGAGAGUGAAUUGAGCAACACGUGUUGCGUCCCGAGGCAGAGAUAAGUAAGAUGGCUACACUUUUGGCUCAGAAGAGGGGAAAGAUUGGUCCAUGAGUGUGCCCUGCACUGAUCUUUCUUCCCAUGCAAAGAGAUGGCAUGACCACUGACUGAUGUUACUGUCAGUUCCAAACAUCUAAGCUGACUUUUAUUUUCAAACAUUCAGUCUCGCCAUUCUGCCCUGGUCUGAAACGUAACAUGUUCUGACAUAUUACAGGUGUUACUUGAUGAAUGAGAUUGAGUUCUUUAUGAAAUUCACAAAAUAUAAAGAGUCUGCAACAAUAUAUAGUUUCAUCUGCCUUCAUUUCCAUCCUUGUAUGACUUCAGAAGUCAUGAACUAUUCUCUUCAAAACACACCAGCAUGGGACUAUCAAGCCUCAUAUGCAGGUCUGCACACAGUCACCAUAGCGCCAAAAAUUGUGAUCACAAUUUCCUUCUUAUUAUGUUACUACCAACAUAUCUGUCUUCCUUUCCUCCAUCCAUCUUUAUCUUUAUCUCCUUCACUCAUUUCUGCUUAAUUUAUUUCUGUUGUCUUUCAUAUGUCUGUCUUAAUUUUUUCAAUUACACCCUUUCUUCCCUUUUUGUAAAUUUCUUUCCCUCCAGAAUUUAUUUGCACAUUCCAUAAUUCCUGUCCACAUAUCCAAAUAAUGGGAAAACAUAGUUUCUUCAUUUCUCCAAUAUCCUAGCAUUGGCCCAUUGUUCCUGAAUAUAAAAGAAUGUGGCUAUUAUUUAUAUGCAAAUAUUUGAGCUGUACUCUUAUUAAGGUAUUUUACCUUAGUCAGACUAUUGUAGUAGAUCCAGGCAAAGAAUUCUCAUGGAUUUUCCCUUCAUCUACCCUCCCUUCCUGCACUCCCCUUACUCUACCACCACUCUUUUGCCCCUAUUAUUUCCUCUGCUUUAAAAUAAUUGUUUCAGCAUUUUAGUUUCUUUAGAUAACCAUUCCCGCUUAGUAACUCUUAUCCCCACUGCCCAUGAGAAUUCUUUGGCUGGCUCAACAGUAGCUUUUUGGAGAUGAUUCAGAGAUUUACAGGAUAUCUGUGCAGGCCUGUUCAUAUCUGUUAAAUUGUUCAACGUAUGUUAAACAUAAAAGUAUAUUAGGAAAUCCAACUAUGUUAGACUCUCAGACGGAGUGUCUCCUUUGCCCUGGACCUCGGAGAGUAGUUCUACCUGGGGAAUGCAUCAUAUUGAACGAAGGUAUAGAUAAAAGCGAAAACCUGUUCUUUUCUCUAGACAUCGAUAUGUCCCAUUUAACACAAUCUGUGGCAGUUCUAACACACAAGUGUGCUCUGUCAAUCUAAUCAGCUCACGGCAUGCAGACAGUUAAGAGAAGUAUUCAUGUAAUUGUGUCUCAUUACGUCUUGAGUGGUUUCACCCCCAAAAUCGUCCACCGUAACAUGUAUUGAAAUCAAGAUGACCCAAACUAUAAUAACAGAAUUUCAGUAUUAUAAUUGAAGAAUGUUUGAGCCCUUCAAAUUAUGAUUCUUAGUAUGCUUGUGUAUUUCCAUUAUGUGCUUAUAAUAUGAAAUUUAAUGUAUCAGUAAUGGUAACAUACCAUAAACUUCUAUAUCAUCCGGGUUUCAAAUCAAGUGCAACUGAAGAGCACUGCCUUCUGGGACAUAAUGCUGUGUAGUGACUACAAGGCAGUAUACCCCAGAAGACAAUACUCUUCAUAACUACCGCUGUAAGAACCUGAAACCCUACAACUGCAAUUGAAUUAUUCAAUUUCAAACCAAGUAAUUUCCUUGUUAAUAAUCAUAAGUAAAUUUUCAGUUUUAAGAUUUUUUACAUGUUUCUUAAAUUAUUAAAGAUACAAUAAUAUUUCAAUUUGAAUGUUCCACUGCUUAAGGAACAACAUCUCUUCCUUCAGACAUUUCCAUUGUUAUGUGGGUUGUCUAACAUCACAACUGCUCUCUCUGUGUGUGCCUUCUCAACGCUUCUUCAAUUAUAUGCCCCUUUGGCCUGGGUCUUCAUGUAUGUUUUACUUUCAUUCCAAAGUUCAAAACCUUCUUUGAGUGUCUCUCUUUGUUUACUCUUAUAACAUGCACGCAUUAUCUUAUUCUAUUAUUUAUGAAUUUAUUUUCUAAUUCUCUCUCAUUUUUUAAUUUCUUAAUCUCUCUUUUCUUUUUAUUCCUUGUGGAUAUCAGGAAGAUGUUCCAUGAUAAUUCCCGUACUCAAACGCUUCCUUAUUAGAUAACCUUUGUUUCAUUCUAAAACUUACUACACUAACGAGAGUCUUAUCUGGUCAAUCACGUGAACAUUCUGCCAAAAGUUUUCAUUUGAAUACAAUUUUUCUGUCAGGCUAUUGUUAUGCAAUCCCAUUUCUGGACAUUACAUGUAAAACUUCUUGUGAUGCAGAGGUAAUUAUGAAGCAUGUAAAACUUUAUUGUGCCUUCCACUGAACAGGUUAAUCAAGAGGUAACACUCCAGGCUUGUAUUUAGGAGGUGCUGAGUUUGGAUCUUGGCUAAGACACUGGCUUGUCUUGACUGAGGUUUUCAUCAGUUCUAAUCAAGUGCUGAGAAAGUACCUUGAUUAGAUCCUUUCCAAUUCAUCAUUCAUUCAUCUGACACUGUGUAGUCUAGCUAUUGAAAAGUGUUGUUAAAUAAGUUACGAGAAAUUCUUUCAAAACACAGGUACCCAACUAUAAUACUGUAUGACCUGUGUUUUGAAAGAAUUUCUUACCUUCAGCCUCAGACCAGGAGGCAGCAGUUUCAUUCAAAAUUUUGGUAACAAUCUGCCAGACUAUAUAUAUGGCAUAACAUUUCAGAAGACGCUCAUCUUCGCAAUUUUUUUAUUUUAAAUGGAAGCCCUGUGGGACAGUGUUAGCUCUUUAGUCUACAAAUGCUCUUGACUAAAAGGUAUAAAUUAUAUCAUAUACAAUAUAAAUAAAUAUGCCAAAUACAAAGUCAAAAAAUAUUAACUAUCAGUGAAUUGUCUCAGAAUUGUCCAUUAUGUAUUUCGGCAGUCAUGCAAGUAUGUAAUUCAAGCAUACGUUUCACUCAGCAUUUACAGUGAAAUUUGCUUGGUUUGAAAUAAAUUCAUUUGCAGUUAGAAAACAUGAUCUACCAUCUUGACUCAGAAUUAUUCUGGUUGACUUAAAAUUAAGUUAUGUUAACACCACAGAAUCAUUGAGUACAUUUUAUUUCUACUAUUAUCUGCAGUGUAAUGUCUCCAUUAGUCUCAUCACAAAAACUGAUCUUGCCAAUUUCAUCGUCAGCAUCUGUAUCAUACUCAUGAAAACAGUGUGAUUCUGUAAAAGUCAGUGUACUAUGAAGAUCGAUCUGUAUUUUGUCAACUAGAGAUCACACAUCAUUCCAUGACCCAGGAAGAGUGAAAGAACUUGCAGUAUGGUUGUAUCUGUGUGGGAGAGGUUUAUUCUCUAGGAUGUAUUUAUUUAUUUUGCUGAAGUCUGUACUCAGGGAAAACAAGACUUUUAUAUAAUCUGACAGUGAAGGAAUUUGUCUUCUGAUUUCACCUUUACAUUUUAAAUUAUGUUCCAAAAAUAAACCACUAAGAAGUAAUUACGCUAUACUGAGAUCACAAAUAGAAAUGCCUUGGGUCACCCCCUUGCUGUCCACUGAUUUACUUCCUCCUCCAACAGAAUUCCUUAUAUGCUCCUCCAGUUGAGCUGUUCUGUUCAUACAAAUGCUGGUAGUGACAAGCGCUGUAGGCUUGGUGGCAGAAGGGGUUUGCAGAAAAAUACAACUUUAGGCAGAAAGAGAUAGGCCCACAAUGCAUGAGACUUCCUUCUGGGACCUCAGUAUAGUCUACAAGUCUUCCAGCAUAUUAAAGCACUGACUUAACAUAAUGAUAAAUGAAUGUAGCAGAAAUGGUGAAAUUAUUUAGAAACAAGACUGUUGGAUUUUAAGAUCUUAUUACAACUGUAGGAUGUUGGAAUGUCAUCUCAAGGAAAUAAAGAAGGAAAUUUGUUUCUUAAUACUACAUCUUAUAACAUUUUUUAUUAUGCUGGGAGAGAUCAAUGUUGUGUGAUCACACACAUAAUACACCAACAUUGAGUUCCUGAAUUAGUAGCUGAAUCUCUGGUGUCUUGGAGAUAAUGCUGGAAUGUAUGGCAUUUCUCGAUAUCAAGUGUGGUCUGUCUAUGUGAGCUGCAUGAAAUUAAAUCAGAUGGAAGCAGAAAUUCAGAAUUUCUGACCUCAGAUGAUUUGAAAUCUGGUCAUCAUUUGGGAAAUCAAGUAUUCCACAUAUUGCUGACUGAAGAUAUUCGAAAUAAAACCCUACAGGUGGAUCUGAUGUCUUACAAAAUCACUGAAUGAGACAGCUGCCUUAUUUAUUGUCUUUAGUAAGUAUGUGGCUAUAUUUAAAAUUUACUACUGACAUUUUUUAAUUAGUGUCUCACUAUAACACUGUUAGCUUUAAGAUAUUUCAGGAUUAAAUUCAUUAUAAUUAUUAUUUUGCACGUCCAUCUUGAGUUUCUUCAAAACACAGCAUUGCAGAAACUGUUACCACGUGUGAUAGGAAAGGUUCUCAGUCCUCAAGUGAAUGAUACUAGCUGUUUCUAAUGCACCCAACUGAGUAGGAAUCUAUCCUCUCAUACUUUAUGAUGGAAACAGAUCAGUUCCUGAAACAUUGUGUUUUGAUGAAACUCAGGAUGAUGGCCAAUGUGUAAAAUAAUAAUCCUAGUUACUGUUACACACCAUUGUCAGAAACCUUUAGACAUAGAUUAAAUUUAUUAAAAUUUAUUGUGAUAUCCAAAGACAUAUAUCAGCACUUUCAUAAAACUUUAAUUCAAUUGAAUUUCCAUGCCUUCUGUUGUCUUCAGUUAAGAAACACAUAAGAUUGCAUUAUAGUGCUAUUAUAAAGCCCCUUGACACUUCAACAGGAAAUUAUGUCAUUUGUUGACAUUGUUAUUGAAAUUGGAGCAUAAAAUCUAUUGAGAAAACCUUUCUAUGCAUGUGCAGCAUUUUCAAAUAUAAAAGCAUACUACAUCGAAAAUACCUAAUUUCAAUAACUUGGAAAGUUAUAGAAAAUACUAAGAUAUUAAACAGAAUAACAGUAUGCAUUAAGCUGUGCUGCUGCACGGUGGAAUGCUACUUUGGGGGAGGGGGCAAAGGUGGGCACUGCAAUACUGACUCGGGAUACUUUCCACUACCAUUUAUUGCUGCUAUUUUCUGCCAAAUUUGUAACUGCUUGCUCACAAGCUUGAUAGAAUGGCAAUUGUAUAAGUAUAUCAGUUUCAGAGUACAAAUACUUACAUUAUAAGCAUGGGUGUCACUAUAAUUGUUUCUUCAGGGAGUGUAGGAAUUUACUUAGAAACAUAUAGCUACAUGCUUGAAGACAGAUUUCACUGAUAAAAGCAGAGUAUGCAGAAUGAAAGAAUAAUUUCUUUAAAAAUACUUUUAAUUCUUGGUAUAUUUCAUUCUUUCUGCAGUUUUGUUUUCUUAAUAUUGGUGUGGGGGGGGGGGUCUGACUUCCCUAGCUCCAUGUGCCCAAGACACUGAUGUUUCCUUUUGUUUUCAGGACCUCAUGUCUAGACUAGAGUUAAUAACAGAAGUCUUCCAAAUUGAAGCAGUAGAUUGGAAUGAUCAGAAAUGUUCAGAGUGAAAUUCAUGUGCUGUGUAAAUAUGAAGUUCUAACACUUUUCAUUUAUUGCAGAAUAUCGUCAAUAUUUUUUUUACUUGUCCUAAAGUAAGACAUGUUUUUAUAAAGUAAAUAUAGCCCCCAAGAUUAGGUUAUAUCUGAUUACUAGACAUGAAAUUAAAUGUUUGUAAAUUUGAUAUAUUGAAAGAAAAAAUUAGAUGGUUAUUCAUUCAGAGGCAGCAAAUUAAUCUCUCAUUUCACAAAACUUGUUCUGCAUAUUGCUGUUGUUGAACAAAUUUAAAAUGUAGACAAUUAGCCUGUUUGUGUCAGAUGCAUAGAAAUCAGGUAGUAUAUUAUUAUUGUUCUAAUAUUAAAAUUUCUGGUAUGCAUAUUCUAACUUCCAAGUUCUCCACGGAAAGAAAUAAUAUCAGCUGCUGCGUAAGAUCUGUUUAAUGGGAACUUAAUGAAUGUUUUUAAUGUAUCACAGAAGAGUGAAUUGAAACUUCAGCCAUAUGCAUCAAUUACAUAUUUUGGUCAAGUGCAGAUGGAUUAUACCAUGGUUUCUCAAAUUGUGUUUGAUGACCCUCCCGGUGGCUGACAAGUUCUUGAGAAUUAUUUAAAAUAUAGUGGUAUCUAUGCACAGCUUAGAAAGUCAAGAAGUUUUUGUAAAAUGUGGCUGCAGCCAUCAAAAUAUUCUGAAAAUAUUUCAUGGCUGUACAGGAAUAUUUUAUAGCUUACUGUAGGUGCAGAGAGGCUGUAAAGCUUUCUAAGUUCCUGUUAUUACUGUACAACCUGAAAGGGACCUGAAACAAUAUGCAGAACUGCAGUUUUCACUGACCAGAGAUGGGGAGGCAUACAUUUAUGUAUUUUUCUAGGGGGUCACAGUACCACAAAUUUGAGAACCCCUGGAUUGUACCACAAAACUAGAGAAUAAACCUCUGCUUCUGAAAAUUACACAUUGUGCUAACAUACACUAUUAAUUAAAUAAUUUAUAUGUGUAA